Molecule: messenger RNA, 4674 nt
Organism: Spodoptera frugiperda (fall armyworm)
Lineage: Eukaryota; Metazoa; Arthropoda; Insecta; Lepidoptera; Noctuidae
Product: brain protein I3
Exons: 2
Coding region: 130-495 (121 amino acids)
Source: RefSeq, a predicted model, not a curated record
UGUUGACUUUUGACACUUGACAGCUGGUUUGUGAACUCAACUCAACUCGCAGUUUUGUUAGUUUUUGUGUAAAAGAAUUCUUUCAACACACUUUGUAAAACCAUCCUGAGGCGUCAAAUUGUUAACAAUAUGGAAAAGCCACGAGUUACUGAGCAACCACCACCAUAUUCGGCCACCGUCUUGCCAGGGCCUGUCCCGCAGCCGGCUGGUGCCCCGGGUGCGCCGUACCCGCCUCCCCCGCCCGGGUAUACCCCGUAUGGAGUGCCCCCACCUCCAGGUACGGGAUUUGUGCCCAACUAUGGAGCCACAAGUAUUAUCAUUCCACCCCCUAUUAUUGCCGUAGGAGCGUGCCCAGCCUGCCGAGUUGGCAUACUCGAAGAUGAUUUCACUUGCCUGGGUAUCUUAUGUGCUAUACUAUUCUUCCCUAUAGGGAUCCUAUGUUGUCUCGCUUUGAAAAACAGAAGAUGUUCUAAUUGUGGAGCUCUGUUUGGUUAGAGAGAUGACAAGCUUUGUUAAAUGUUUUGAAUAAGAAAUGUUGAAUAUUGAAAGGUUUAUGAAUGUAAUAAUGGUUACUCGUUAUUAUUUACAUUGUUGUUUAUGUUAAAAUAUAGUUGUUUUGAAGUAAGUCAGAAACAAAAACAAGUUGAGUUAAAAAGUAAACAAAAACUUGCCGUUGUUUUGAUCAUUUUUAUUUUCAAUUUUCACACUAAAGAAAACUUGGCUCUACAACUAUGUUUUAACAUAAAUAUGGUCAGUUUAUUUUAUUUAUCUAACAAAUAUACAAAAUACUGAUGAUUAUAUUAAUUAGUAUUCAAGGUCGAUGACCAUUAACAUUCUUGAUAAUCUGUUGAAAUGUGUCCGAUAUACACAAACUUUACAUCCAAAUAAAAUGACUCACAGGUAGAUGACAGCAAUUAACUUAUUAAUAAGGAAAACUAUUUAUUACUCUAUUAAAAAAACAUCAAUAAUCAAAAUAAAUACAAUUAAAAAUAGACCUUAAUGACAAGAGAAUCCCUACAUUAAGAGACAAUUAUAUAAAACUCUUCUUGUUUACAUAUACCACUUUUGAGGACUUAAAACAAUUGCUGCUUCAUCUAUAAAUAAAUAAAACUUGUGGAUAUUAUGAACAACUGUUUGAUAAUAUUGUUUAUGUUUAGUAUCACACCACAUUGCCUUAAAUAACUAGUUUGAACUGGAAAUGCUCCAAUUUGUAAAUGAACAGUACCAUUAGUAUGAGUUUGCUGUGCGCGUUCAUCGCUCUGAUUGGCCGGCUCGAAAUAACCAACCAAUCAGAGCCGAAUGCGCUCUCGUUUCGAUUACUUUUAAAGUAAAGCAAAUUCAUACUAAGGGUAAAGAGCAAUAUUAAAUACAAAAGAAAAAUAUAAAAGUAUUUUCUUCAUACAAUAUAGAAUUUAUUUUUCAUAUCUUUGACAGUACUGUAGUUGAUUUAUAAUAGGAUUAUUUUUAUUUUCUAUCAUGUUAUAUGUAUUUGUUAUUUUUAUAUUUUUACUAGUAUUUUUGAAUACCUAUUAUUAAUAAGGAAUAUUUUGAGUAAGUAUAAGUUUGCAGUCUAAAUAGAAUCUGUUAUCUUACACCUAAUUUUAUUGUCUAUCAAAUUAUACGAAAAGCAUUUAAAAACAGUUCAAUUCAGUGUUGCCAUAAGAUCCAAUUUGAAACAAUUUGCCAGUUAAAAAAAAAUAAGAAUGUUAUAUGUAAUGGAUCAUCCCUUCUGUCAGUUAUAAUAUUACAUUGAUUUUUUAUGUGAUUUCUAUGCUAGUUAGUAAUUCCAAAAGUAUAAUUUUAAGAGAUUUUUUGAAAUUAUUAAAAGACACAUGUCUCCAAAACUGUCUAUUUCGAAUUUGCCUUAUUUUGCAUAGAAAAAAAAGUUUAAAUAAUCGGAAUGAUGAACAAAAACAUAGUGAUAAAAAUAUUGGACACUUACUUUUUGAUUUAUCAAUAUACUAUAGAAAAUAUAUAUUGAAACAAUCUCCAUUAUAGUUAUGGAGAAAGUACUCAAUGCAAAACCGUAUCGCGACGUCUUGCAUGAAUGAUCUAGACGCGAAGGCGAUGCACAAACUGUCAAAAUCUAUUGACGCGGCCUACGUGACCAACCGCAUAUAGGAUGUGGUAAGCGAAGCGAUCAGUUGGCUUGGUCACACCGCGUCGUACCACACCGCUUCGCGUUCGCUUCUAGAUCGCUCACGCAAGACGUUCGCGUUAUUUUUGAUUUUAUUAAAUAGAUUAUGUCCAGUAUUUUUAUUGAUCUACACAAAAAUAGAGAAGAAAUCAUUAUUUCAUCGAAUUCAUUUAUUACUUAGUGAUUGCAUUGGCUCAUAUUAGUGUUAUAAAUUAUUAGGUAAUAUAAUAUAUUAAAUAUCUAAGUUUAAGUAUAAUCAGAAUUAAUUAUUUUAUCCAAUUAUAAUUAUUAUCGUUUGCAUAUCAUAUUAGAGGAUAUUAAAUGUUAAAAAAAUAUUGAUAUUGGUUAUGUAAAUGUAGUUUUGGUUUAAUAUUGAAAAGCCUUAGUAUGAGUUUGCUUUACGUUUAAAGUAAUCGAAACGAGAGCGCGUUCGGCGCUCUGAUUGGCCGGCUCGAAUAAACCAACCAAUCAGAGCCCCGAACGCGCUCUCGUUUCGUUUUCGUUCAACGUAAAUCAAACUCGUACUAAGGGUAACUGACACACUUCAUUUUGUAGUAAAGUUAGGUUUAACUGGUAAUUCAUGAAUGCCAACAUUAAAUAAAAUUCAGCCUAAAACACAAUCAAUUUUCAAACUUAGAUUUAAUGCUAUUAGGUCAAAAGUAAAUAAUUGCUGAAAUCUAAGCAACUAGAAAUAGAAAAUAGACUUUUAUUUGAUAUACAAUUAAGUUUAAUAAUGUAAAAUCAAAUGUAAUUGCUACAUUAUUCACGAAAUUAAAAACCUUCUCGUGUAGUAUAAAAGGAAACGAAAAUAUAAAUUUUCGUUUCCUUAUAGUAGCUAAGUAAUCUGAGUCUAACAUGUAAGCAGCCUUUUGUUUAAAGUAUAUAAUUCAACCCCUUUAUUCAUAAACAAGUAAUAUCCACCUAGAAAAAACAUUAAUGUUUAACUUAAAACUUUAAAACAACCAUGAAAAAAUUAUAUUUUCCCAUUCAAAUUAACUCUUCAACUUUAUUAUGUAACGUACAAGUUGAUAUGAGUUUAUGUAAAAAAGUCUUAACAACGACUGUCGUCUUCGUCUCACUAGAUGGCGCUCAAACAGCUUGAUGUCCUGUUUGUCUGUCAAAAUUUCAAUGUCCAAUGAUUUGACACUAGUAAAUUUUUCUAUUGGACAACAGUACCCUUAUCGAUACGAGAACGCGUUUGGCGCUCUGAUUGGUUAGUUCAUUUGCACCGGCCAAUCAGAACGCCGAACGCGCUCUCGUUUUGUUUUCGUUCAACGCAAAGCUAACUCGUACUAAGGGGUAAAGGCUUUAAUUCUCACUAGCGCCACUUGCAAAACAUUAUGGCGUCUCUUGCGCAUAAUUCUGACACAAUCGUUCUCAUUAUAACAAUCAUUCAUGUGUCUAUUAUCUAACUGUCCAGCUAAGUUUAAUUCAACGAAUUGUAACAUCUGUUUAUUGUAAAAUGUUUAUGAAUUAGGGGUCUCUAUAUUUAAGAUAAAUACAUAAUUAUAAUUAUACUGAAAUAUAAAAUUACAAAACUGAACUCCAAAAGUACUGAAUUUACUGUGUAUAUUUUGAAAGUCUUUUACAAAUAUUAUUUGCGAAUUGGAAUUGGAACUGAGAUAUUGUAACGGUUUUUUUUUAAAUUAACGUCAUUGCAUUCUUUUUUCAAAUAAGAUGUUGAUUUAAAGCAAGUGUGUGUGUUGUUUGGUUACUGGUUGAUUAGUAAGUAGGGUUAUUAUUGUAUAUUUUAUAAGAAUAAUGCGUAGAAGGCAUAGCAGUCAUCUCAGAUUAACGGCAGAUUUGAUGAUAAAUUUCAUUUGCAAUUUGAACUAAAAGUAUUUUUUUAAACGUGAAAAGAUAGCAAGAAUAUUGGUAUUGGCGCCCAACAGGGUUCUCUCGUCAACAUAUCGUGACAAUCCAGCAAUCCAGCAAUGGACUGUCACAAUAUGACGUCACGAACCACAAGUCAAGUGAGUUAACUACAAGUCUCAUUUACAUGAGAGGUUUUGAUCUAUGCUCUUGACAGACGGGUUGAAGACCGCCAUUUAAAAGUUUCAGGUCUCUUAGAGAGCGUUGCUGCCCUUGUUAAAUGCUUACUACCUUAGUUGGCAAAGUAGAAUACAAUUGUCACUAUCCCUGAGUGAAUAAUAGGGAUGGUAGCCAUGGUCCCUGUUGGGCGCCAAUAGAUAAUAGUCUAAGAGACUUAUCCCCGAUCGUCUCUGUCAUCUCAAACUGUGAUGUUGCAAUGGAAAUACAAGAAUGAUAAUGUGUGAGCUAGGAAUAGGUAGCUAGAGUGAUAAGUAAAGGCUUCUAAAGCUAGCAAUAUAUUGAUGUUUUAAAUCAACAUCCCUAAAAGCCAUACCAAGUACUGAGUAGGUUAGAAUUAAUACACCAUCUCCUCAUUGAAUUGUUGACGAGUGAAAUGUUAUUUGUAAGUAAAUGUUUGAAAGAUCUAAGUAUAUUAUUAUGGUAUACAGAACUAUGUAAUUAUUAUUAUAUUUAUACUAUAGGUUUUUCAAUAAAGUUUGGGCAUA